This is a messenger RNA of Podarcis raffonei (Aeolian wall lizard), 6879 nucleotides long. It is a transcript of the gene MED12, whose product is annotated as mediator complex subunit 12. Lineage: Eukaryota; Metazoa; Chordata; Lepidosauria; Squamata; Lacertidae. The coding region runs from base 247 to 6759 and encodes 2170 amino acids. The transcript is spliced from 45 exons. Gene Ontology annotation, molecular function: transcription coactivator activity; beta-catenin binding. Gene Ontology annotation, biological process: regulation of transcription by RNA polymerase II. The record is from RefSeq and is a predicted model, not a curated record. Gene Ontology annotation, cellular component: mediator complex.
UCCGGCCCCGCUCGUCGCUUUCCGCCUCCUUCCCUCGGAAGACUUCGUCCGACCAGCCCCACAAUCCCCGCGCCUCGGCAGCCCUGCUGGGCUCGGGCUUUUCCGGCAGCUGUCGAGACCUGCUCGGCUAGUUCCGCCGGCCCCUUGUUGUCGCGGGGGCCAGCGUCUGCCCCCCUCGGCGGGCCCGGCUGGGCUUCGCUGCCCCCCACCGCCCGCUGCUCCGGCUGCCCCCCCGCGGCCCUCGCCAUGGCGGCUUUCGGGAUCCUCAGCUACGAGCACCGGCCCCUCAAGCGGCCGCGUCUGGGACCUCCCGACGUGUACCCGCAGGACCCCAAGCAGAAGGAGGAUGAGCUGACAGCUCUCAAUGUGAAGCAGGGUUUCAACAACCAGCCGGCUGUCUCUGGGGAUGAGCAUGGCACUGCCAAAAAUGUCAACUUCAAUCCUUCCAAGAUCAGUUCAAACUUUAGCAGCAUCAUUGCUGAGAAGCUGCGCUGCAACACUCUGCCUGACACAGGCCGCCGAAAACCCCAGGUGAACCAGAAGGAUAACUUUUGGCUGGUGACAGCCCGCUCCCAGAGUGCUAUUAACAACUGGUUCAACGAUCUGGCUGGGACCAAGCCCCUCACUCACCUGGCUAAAAAGGUGCCCAUCUUCAGUAAGAAAGAGGAGGUCUUUGGUUACCUAGCAAAGUACACCGUGCCUGUGAUGAGGGCAGCCUGGCUGAUCAAAAUGACCUGUGCCUAUUAUGCAGCCAUCACAGAAACUAAAGUGAAGAAACGGCAUGUCAUCGAUCCAUUCAGUGAGUGGACGCAGAUCAUCACCAAGUUCCUGUGGGAGCAGCUGCAGAAGAUUUCGGACUUUCAUCGGCAGCUGCUGGCACAGGCCUGUGCAUCUCCCUCUAGCCUCAUGCCCCAGGAAGUGGAGUACUCUGUGAAGCAGUGGGACUACAAUGAGAAGUUAGCUAUGUUCAUGUUCCAGGAUGGGAUGCUGGAUAGACACGAGUUCCUGACCUGGGUGCUUGAGUGUUUUGAGAAGAUUCGACCAGGCGAAGAUGAACUCCUGAAGCUGCUUCUUCCCCUUCUGUUGCAGUAUUCCGGUGAGUUCGUGCAGUCAGCCUACUUGUCCAGGCGCCUCGCCUACUUCUGCACCCGCCGCCUUGCCAUACUGCUGGACAGCAUUGGUGGGCAUCCUGCCCACCACCUGACGGCGCAGAGCACCCCUGCUCUUCCAUCCACACCCACCCCUCAGCCGGCUGCGGGGAACCCCCCUCCCAGUCCGUUCGGUGACCUGCUGCAUUGCCCACAGCACCGCCCUGUGGUUUAUGGGCUAAGCUGCAUCCUCCAGAGCAUUGUCCUGUGUUGCCCCAGUGCCCUCGUCUGGCAUUACUCCCUAACCGACAGCCGAAUAAAGACUGGCUCCCCACUUGACCACCUGCCCAUCUCCCCCUCCAACCUGCCCAUGCCUGGGGUCAGCGCUGGCUUCAUGCAGCAGGUGAGCAGCAGGGACCGGAAUGAGCAGCAGGUCCGAGCAAGACUCCGGGAGAUUGAGCAGCAGAUCAAGGAGCGGGGCCAGGCAGUGGAGGUGCGCUGGUCCUUUGACAAAUGCCAAGAAGCCACUGCAGGAUUCACAAUAAGCCGUGUGCUGCACACCUUGGAAGUGCUAGAUAGCCACAGCUUCGAGAGAUCAGACUUCAGCAACUCUUUGGAUUCCUUGUACAACAGGAUAUUCGGGGGAGGACCGAGCAAAGACAGCCACGAGAUCUCCCCAGAUGAUGACGCAGUUGUGGCCCUUCUGUGUGAGUGGGCUGUCAGCCACAAGCGAUCCGGGCGCCACAGGGCAAUGGUUGUGGCCAAGCUGCUGGAGAAGCGGAACUCUGAGAUUGAAGCGGAGAGGUGCGGAGACUCAGAAGUGGUGGACGAGAAAGGCUCCAUCUCCUCAGGUUCCCUCUCGCCAGUCGUUACGCCCGUCUUUCAGGACGUCCUCAUGCAGUUCCUGGACACCCAGGCUCCCGUGCUAACCGACCCCAGCAACGAGAACGAGAGGGUGGAGUUCUUCAACCUGGUCCUGCUGUUCUGUGAGCUGAUCAGGCACGACGUCUUCUCCCACAACAUGUACAUGUGCACGCUGAUCUCCCGCGGGGACCUGGCCAUCGAGCAUGGGCCUCGCCCUCCUUCGCCCUUUGACGACACAGCCGACGAGCACGACAGGAAGGAGGUGGAAGGGAGCAGCAGCAUGAAGCUGGAGGACACGGGCCUGUCAGAGUGCCAGAUGGACAUUGACCACAACUCCAGCGUGAUUUUUGAUGAUAUGGAGAAGACAGAUUUCUCGAUGUUUUCCCCUCCCAUGCACUGCGAGUCCAAAGCCAGCCCUUCUCCGGAGAAACUGGAUCUUGAGAAGGACAUCAAGCCUCUCCUGAAGGACAGAGUUGCAGAUGGAAUGCUGGCGUCCCUCUAUGAGCAGCCUCGGCAUAUCCAGUACUCCAUGCACUUCCCUAUUCCACAGGAGGAGUCAAGCAGCCACGAAUGCAACCAGCGGCUGGUGGUCCUUUUUGGUGUUGGGAAGCAGCGUGAUGAGGCACGGCAUGCCAUCAAGAAGAUAACCAAAGAUAUCCUGAAGGUGUUAAACAGGAAGAGCACAGCAGAGACAGGGGGAGAGGAGGGGCAGAAAAGGAAACGGAACAAGCCAGAGGCCUUCCCGACAGCCGAGGACAUCUUUGCUAAGUUCCAACACCUUUCUCAUUUUGACCAGCACCUUGUCACCUCUCAGGCAAGCAAGAGAUCCCAUCACAGUGCAAGGACACAUUCCACCCAGGUAUCGCGCAACGUCUUAGAGCAGAUCACCAGCUUUGCCUUAGGGAUGUCCUACCACCUGCCCCUGGUGCAGCACGUCCAGUUCAUCUUCGACCUGAUGGAGUACUCGCUCAACAUCAGUGGGCUCAUCGACUUCGCCAUCCAGCUGCUGAAUGAGCUGAGUGUGGUGGAGGCAGAGCUGCUGCUGAAGUCCUCUAACCUGGUGGGCAGCUACACCACCAGCCUGUGCCUGUGCAUCGUGGCCGUGUUGCGGCACUAUCAUUCCUGCCUUAUCCUGAAUCAGGACCAGAUGGCUCAAGUAUUCGAAGGGUUGUGUGGGGUGGUGAAGCAUGGCAUGAACCGCUCUGACGGAUCUUCUGCGGAACGCUGCAUCCUAGCGUACCUCUAUGACCUCUACACUUCCUGCAGCCACCUGAAGAGUAAAUUUGGAGAGCUGUUCAGCGACUUCUGCUCCAAGGUGAAGAACACCAUCUACUGCAACGUGGAGCCAUCCGACUCAAACAUGCUGUGGGAGCCCUUGUUCAUGAUCGACACCAUCGAGAAUCCGUCGGCCCACAACUUCACCUACACCAACCUGGGCAAGAGCCUCACCGACAACCCGGCCAACCGCUACAGCUUUGUGUGCAACGCCCUCAUGCACGUUUGUGUGGGGCACCACGACCCUGAUCGGGUCAACGACAUCGCGAUCCUGUGCGCUGAACUGACGGGCUACUGCAAGUCACUCAGUGCCGAGUGGCUGGGUGUGCUGAAGGCUUUGUGCUGCUCCUCCAACAACGGGACUUGUGGCUUCAAUGACCUCCUCUGCAAUGUGGACGUGAGUGACUUGUCUUUCCAUGACUCCCUUGCCACGUUCGUGGCCAUCCUCAUUGCUCGCCAGUGCCUCCUCCUCGAGGACCUGAUCCGCUGUGCUGCCAUCCCUUCGUUGCUCAAUGCUGCUUGCAGCGAGCAGGACUCGGAACCCGGAGCCCGCCUGACCUGCCGGAUUUUGCUCCACCUCUUCAAGACCCCGCAGCUGAACCCCUGCCAGCAGGACAGCAGCAAGCCGUCAGUGGGCAUCCGCUCUUCCUGCGAUCGACACCUGCUGGCUGCUUCCCAGAACCGCAUUGUGGACGGAGCCGUGUUUGCUGUGUUGAAGGCUGUCUUUGUACUGGGGGAUGCCGAACUGAAGGGCUCUGGCUUUUCCCAUCCGGCCGGGGUGGAUGAUCUUGUGGAAGAUGACAAGAAGCCUGCAAGCCGGAUGGUCUCCAUAGAGACAGCCAGCCUGGACGUUUAUGCCAAGUACGUCCUGAGGAGCAUCUGUCAGCAGGAGUGGGUGGGUGAGCGGUGCUUGAAAUCCUUGUGUGAAGACAGCAAUGACCUGCAGGAUCCUGUCCUGAGCAGCACCCAGGCCCAAAGGCUGAUGCAACUGAUCUGUUACCCACACCGGCUGCUCGACAACGAGGAGGGCGAGAAUCCCCAGCGGCAGAGGAUCAAGCGCAUCUUACAGAACCUGGACCAGUGGACAAUGCGACAGUCAUUGCUUGAGCUGCAGCUCAUGAUCAAGCAGACGGCAAACAACCAGGAAAUGAACUCCCUCCUGGAGAACAUUGCCAAGGCCACCAUCGAAGUGUUCCAGCAGUCAGCUGAGACCAACUCGGCCAGCAACGGCAUCGUCAGCCUUUGCAGCUCCACAAGCUUUGUGCCAGCAAGCACCAAAGCCAAGCCCAUCCUCAGCUCCUUGGAGAGAUCAGGUGUGUGGCUGGUGGCCCCUCUCAUUGCCAAGCUCCCAACUUCUGUGCAAGGCUACGUGUUGAAGGCUGCAGGAGACGAGCUGGAGAAAGGGCAGCAUUUGGGCUCCUCAUCCCGCAAGGAACGGGACCGCCAGAAACAGAAGAGCAUGUCCCUGCUGAGCCAGCAGCCUUUUCUGUCCCUGGUCUUGACCUGCCUGAAAGGCCAGGAUGAGCAGCGCGAGGGCCUCCUCACUUCCUUGUACAGCCAGGUUCAGCAGAUUGUGACCAACUGGCGAGAAGAUCAGUACCAGGAUGACUGCAAAGCGAAGCAGCUGAUGCACGAGGCGCUGAAGCUGAGGCUCAAUCUGGUGGGGGGCAUGUUUGACACGGUGCAGCGCAGCACCCAGCAGACCACAGAAUGGGCUGUGCUCCUCUUGGAUAUCAUCAGCAGUGGCACUGUUGACAUGCAGUCUAACAACGAGCUCUUCACCACAGUGCUGGACAUGCUGAGUGUGCUUAUCAAUGGUACACUAGCGGCAGAUAUGUCCAGCAUCUCACAGGGCAGCAUGGAGGAAAAUAAGCGGGCCUACAUGAACCUGGUCAAGAAACUCCGAAAGGAGCUGGGUGACCGCCAGUCUGACAGCCUGGAGAAGGUGCGGCAGCUGCUGCCCCUGCCCAAGCAGACUCGGGACGUGAUCACCUGCGAGCCUCAGGGCUCCCUCAUUGACACCAAAGGCAACAAGAUCGCUGGCUUUGACUCCAUUUUCAAGAAGGAGGGCCUGCAGGUGUCCACCAAGCAGAAAAUCUCCCCCUGGGACCUCUUUGAAGGCGUGAAGCACUCUGCCCCGCUCUCCUGGGGCUGGUUCGGGACGGUGCGGGUGGACCGCAAGGUGUCCCGCUUCGAGGAGCAGCAGAGGCUGCUGCUGUACCACACGCACUUAAAGCCGAAGCCCCGGAGCUACUACCUGGAGCCCCUGCCACUGCCUCCCGAAGAGGAGGAGCCCCCCACGCCAGUCGCCCUAGAGCCGGAGAAGAAGGCUGUUGAGCCGACCAAGGUGGAGAAGACCAGUGCGAAUCCUACCAACUCUGCCACUGAGCCCAAAAAGAAGACCAAGACAAAGAAGAGGCCCCCACCCGCCAACAAGAACGAGGACUACAUGAUGAGCACAGGCCGAGGGGUCUCCUAUGGAAGUGGCAUGCCCACCGACCUCCUACACCAUCAGACGGGGAACCCCAUGUCACGGCUGGCCUACGGGCAGUCUCCAAUGGGCCUCUAUGCCCAGAACCAGCCUCUGCCAGCAGGUGGACCACGGUUAGAUACCUCUUACCGGCCGAUGCGCAUGCCAAUGGGAACGCGGGUUCCAAGCCGCCCUCCCUACACUGGGGUCUUGCCCACGAGCAUGGGGGGCAUGAUGGGAAUCGACCCUUCCUACAAGUCGUCCAUCUACAGACAGCAGCAGCCACCUGGUCCUCAGGGGCAGCUCCUUCGGCAGCAGCUGCAAGCCAAGCUGCAGAGCCAAGGAAUGUUGGGGCAACCACCCGUGCGCCAGAUGGCUCCUGCCCCGGCCUAUGGAUCUGUGCAGCCAUCACAGGGCUACACCCCCUACGUCUCCCAUGUUGGCCUCCAGCCUCACCCCUCUCAGUCGAGCGCCAUGGUGCCCCCCACCUACUCCAGCCAGACCUAUCAAAACACGCACCCUGGCUCCAACCCUGCCUUUGUCGACCCUGUCAGGCCGAUGCAGAGACCCAGCGGCUAUGUCCACCAGCAGGCACCUGGCUACGGACAUGCUCUGAACGCGGCCCAGAGGUUUUCUCAUCAGUCAAUGCAGCAAGCUGCCAUGAUAAGCGGGUUAAACCACAUGAGUGCUCAGGGCGUCCCAUCAGGGAUCCGACCCAGCCAGCUCCUGCCAGACCAGCAGCAGCAGUACCUGCGGCAGCAGCAGCAGCAGCAGCAGCAGCAGCAGAUGCUGAGGCAACAGCAGCAGCAGCCACAGCAGCAGCAACCGCAGCCCCCACCUCAGCAGUCCCAGCAGCAGCCCCAGGUCCCCACCGUCCCCCAGGCCCAGGCCCAAGGGCAGCCUCCCGGUCUGGGGAUCCCUCCUCAGCAGCCUCUGUUCCAGCGACAAGGCCUCCAGCAGACUCAGCAGCAGCAGCAGACGGCAGCUUUGGUUCGGCAGCUCCAGCAACAGCUUUCCAAUACGCAGACCCAGCAGAACAGCAACCCCUUUGUACGGUACUGAGGCCCAGCAAAGAGAGAGGCCUUGCAGUGGACUUGAGGGGGGCUCUGUCUGCUUGGGGCCACCAACGGCUUGCCCCCCACCCCACCGCCCUCUGGGGUGCCUGCUGUGCAGCAGCGGCAG